GUUUAAAAUGGCGAGCGUUGUGAGGAGACAUCGUUCGAGAUCGCGAUCACCUGCACGAAACAGAGGAAAUCGAGACGAUCGUGAUAACGAAAGAGAACGUGAUAGGCGAAGUCAACGCAGGGACAAGCAUCUAGAAUCAAGAAAUAACAGAGUGGAUGGUGGAAGGAGGAGUCAUCAAGACACAAGUCAUGGAAGUAGAUCUGCCAGUAGAAGAGAAUGGGACAAAGAUAAGUAUCACAAUGAAAGAGCUCCUGAAGCCUCUCAUCCAGAGAGAAGAUACCACAACAGAAGGCAGGAAAGGCAACAUUCACCAACUGAGCAUCAAAGACCUGCUGAGGACAGUGGUGGACAAGAUGGAAACCUUGAACCAGAUGGUCCCAAUUACAAUCUUUCAGGAAAAUUAACAGAAUAUUCAAACACUUACAAGGGUGUGGUCAUCAAAUAUAAUGAACCCAUAGAGGCAAGGAAGCCAAGGACAAGAUGGCGUCUUUAUCCUUUUAAAGGAGAGGAGGCAAUGUCUGUUAUGCACAUUCACAGACAAAGUGCUUACUUGAUUGGAAGACAGAGACAUAUAGUUGAUAUUGCAGUAGAUCACCCAUCGUGUUCAAAACAGCAUGCAGUUCUCCAGUACAGACUAGUAGAUUAUGAAAAGCCAGAUGGUACUUCUGGCAAAAGAGUCAAACCAUAUAUUAUUGAUCUGGAAUCUGCAAAUGGAACAUUCCUCAACAACCAGAAAAUUGAGCCCAGAAGAUUCUAUGAGUUGAAAGAAAAGGAUGUUCUUAAAUUCGGCUUCAGUACCAGAGAGUAUGUGAUUCUAACGGAGAAAUCUCAGGCUGACGAUGAUGACGAUGAAGAACCAGCUGAAUGAAACAGAACACUGCGAGUGUUAAAAGAUAUUAAAUUCUUAGCUUUAUUUUUGUUCACCAUGAGAGUUCAAAAAUAAUUCAGAUAGCUCCGCCAAGCCACGAGGGAAAAAAAAGGGCCACAUUUUUGUUUUCCACAAAAGAAGGAGAAGAAGCUCAGAGGAGUAGUGUCACCGUCCAUGAACUCUCUCUGAAGAUGUUUACCAAAAUUUCUUUUUUAUCGCUUGAAGACUGAUUUCAGUUUGUCGCGGAAAAGCACAAUUUUGCGAUUGUUGUCGAAGUAGAUCUUUUUUUUAUAUAUAUAUUUACUUAGGAGUCGAGCUCUGUGAGACAUUUCCUUCACACUUAAUAGAUAAAAUAAAUAAAAAAAGGUCCGAUUAUUUCUCUCGGUAAAACGGGAAUGACGUUUAUCGCUCGUAGACAAGUGUUCGUUAUGUGGUCCUCUGUAGAGGUUGCACUUCCAAUACAGCUGGCUCUAUGUAAGUUCGCAGUCUACUUUUUAAUUUUAUGUAAAUACUCGUUCGCAUUUCAUGGGGUCGACAGGCACACCGCCUAGUUGAGAAGCAGCUUUACGACGGUGUGACUAUUUAUUCUUUAUGCGUCUACUGCCAUGUACAGGUCUGUUUCAUCUUUAUGGAAAAGAGACAACGAGCAGUGUUUAUCUCAGAAAUUAUUCCUUAUGGGCACAUUUUAGUAUUCUCUUAAAACAGUUAGUAAUAAAAGAUUAUGCUCAAGUUACAGUAAUGUUAAUGUUGAUCCUACCGAAAGUGAGGAAGUGAAGGUUUUGCUUACGACAUUGUACUUAUCAGUUUGUGUUCGUCACUUUCGCCUUUUUAUGCUUGUUAAGAAUGUUUGUCGUGCUUAAAACUAGUAGAUCAGAGAUGAUGGCUGUUGUC
Molecule: messenger RNA, 1759 nt
Organism: Pocillopora damicornis (cauliflower coral)
Lineage: Eukaryota; Metazoa; Cnidaria; Anthozoa; Scleractinia; Pocilloporidae
Product: smad nuclear-interacting protein 1
Molecular function (GO): protein binding
Source: RefSeq, a predicted model, not a curated record